CUAACUAUUCCUCUCGAAAACGUCGCGGGAGCGCGUACACACGCGUCCGAUUCACGGCCGAGACCUUAUCGCCUUCUCGCCAUCGCUCUUACCUCGCGCUCCUCUCUCGCGUUCCCCACCCUGGAUAAAUGGGCGACGAGUAGCACACAUGCUGAUAUAAAAGCGAACUUAUCGGGGGUGUCGGAUCCAGUCGCUCGCGACACACGUGUGACACGACUUUGGCAGGGAGAGACGAGGUGCAAAAGAAGAGGGUCCAUCCUUCGCGCGGCGCGGCGGCUUUGCAUCACCGAAAUCGCGGAGCCCUCUUCGCGGCCCUCGCACUAAGGCGAAAGGGCGACUCCGGGAGCGAGAGCCAUCGGGAGCCGAGAGCCGCGAAAAGAGCCGCCGUCUCUCGUCGCUCUCAUCUCCGGAUCUCUUUCAGCGAUCGCAGGAGGCAUCGCGUCGACACGUCGCGUCUGCUCCCCAAGGAUUAAUCAUGAUCUCCGCGUGGAAAGGGUGCUGCGGCCGACUGUCGCAACGAUGGAUAUUCGCUAUUAUGGGAUUUUUGGCGAUCUUAAAUGCCUACACCAUGAGGAUUUGCCUCUCGAUCACUAUUACGGAGAUGACGAUUCCAAUACAUCACAAUUACUCAAACGAUACGGAAAGAUGUCCAAAAAUAGAUGUAGAUGAAAAACAGGAAAUAGAUAUCACUAAUCGAUACGACUGGGAUGAACAUACGCAGGGCCUUAUCCUCUCGUCCUUCUACUGGGGUUACGUCAUCACGCAUCUGCCGGGCGGGAUACUAGCUGAAAAAUUCGGCGGAAAGUAUACCCUUAGUCUCGGCAUUCUCUCAACGGCGGUAUUCACCUUGCUGACGCCGCUGGUGGUCGACUGGGGCCAGGCAACCGGUCUGAUCGUGCUACGGAUUCUCAUGGGCCUCGGCGAGGGCACAACCUUCCCGGCGUUAAAUGCCAUGCUAGCGCAGUGGACACCGCCGGAGGAGAGGUCGGUAAUCGGCUCACUGGUGUUCGCCGGCGCUCAGCUCGGUACGGUGUUCGCCAAUGCGAUAUCCGGCCUGAUUCUGCAUAGCUACGACUGGCCCGCGGUCUUCUAUGUGUUCGGCAGCAUCGGUGUGGUGUGGUUCAUCGUGUUCGUUCUGAUCUGCUACAACAACCCGGACGAGCAUCCGUUCAUCUCCGAUCGCGAGAAAAAGUUCCUGCACGAUCGUAUGAACGAGCACACUCAUAAGACACCACCGUCCGUGCCCUGGCGGCACAUGCUGACCUCGGCGCCCAUCUGGGCCCUGAUUGCCGCCCAGGUCGGCCACGAUUGGGGCUUCUUCACUCUGGUCACCGAUUUGCCCAAGUACAUGAGCAGCGUGCUUAGAUACAGCAUCAAGAACAAUGGCUAUGUCUCAGCGUUGCCCUAUCUCGUCAUGUGGUUCAGCAGCAUAGGAACGUCCUGGCUGGCCGACUGGAUGAUCGUCAAGGGCGUCAUGUCGCGCACCAACGUAAGGAAACUCGGCACUACGAUCGCCUCCAUAGGCCCGGGCGUCUUCAUCAUCGCUGCCUCGUACUCCAAGUGCGACCGAACGCUAGUGGUGGCCAUGUUUACCAUCGGUAUGGCUCUGAUGGGUACUUUUUAUCCUGGGAUGAAAGUCAACGGGCUGGAUCUCAGUCCCAAUUAUUCUGGCACCUUGAUGGCGCUGGUAAACGGAAUGGGCGCCUUCACCGGCAUCAUCACACCGUACAUCGUCGGCGAGAUAGCGCCCGAGCAAACGCUCUCCCAGUGGCGAACCGUCUUCUGGAUCGUGCUGGGCGUCUUCAUCCUGUCCAACCUGAUCUUCGUCAUGUUCGCCAGCGGCGAGGUUCAAUACUGGAACGAUCCCGAUUUCGUCAUACGAGAUCGGGAUGAGAGACGACUCCAGAAGAAGGACAAAAUGGCGGAGGCUAGAAUGGAGUCGAUAGUGGAAAAGUUAUGAAAUUGACCGCGAAUUACUUUCCCCCGUGGUGCCGCGGAGAGUGUCGGGCUCUUAAGAAACGGAAGCAGCCGGGACUCGUCGACAAUCUCACGAUUAUCCCGAGACGAUUCUUCCUCGCGCUCUCAAGGUCCGCCUGCCGCGUGAUCACGAAUUUCAAUAAAGAUCUCACAUCCGCGUGAAAAAGAGAUGCCCGAGAAAAAGACGCGGUCUUCGACACCUCUCACGCAUGAUAAUCCUUGAAUAAUAAAUUAUUCCGUGUGAGGUCGGAAAUGCAUCUCGAGUUCACGCCGUAUCGCGUGCGCCCAGUACACUGAUGGUAUGCGCAAUUGCGAGUCGAUCUAUUCGUCGUGAAAGGAGAAACUGUAAAUUAAAGCCGACAGACCAACAGCGAUUGUACAUACUGCGUAGGGAUUAAGUAAACGUAUAAUAUAAAUUUAAUUUAAUCGAAUAAAACGCAAUAAAUUGUGCGCGUGCCGUCAUUUCCGAUAGGGGACCCGAUUACUUCCAACACUCGAAGUAAUCGGGCUCUCUCCGGAAAUCCGGUUUGACGAAUCUGCUCAGCAAACGAAGACGAAUUGAAAUAGAUAGAAAUUAAUUCAUUUUGACAUUUUCGUAUUCGCGCUUCAGAUUUUCCGAAUUCAUUUAAAUCCAAAAAUAAUAUAACUCGGAUAUGAAUAUAUCCAAAUUCAAAAUGAUGAGCAUUUCGUAUUUCAGUUUAUUUGAAUCCGUUUGAAUCCAAAAAAUACUUCGGGACUCUAAAGCGCGAACUCGAAUAAAUUAAAAUAAAUUGCAAUUUUCAAUUUAUUUGAAAUUAUUUUCGUUUGCUGGAUGUACUUGCGAAAAAGUUAUAUUGGCGAGUUAUCGAAUCAUUAAACUUAUCAUCCGGAAUACAAAUGAGGAGCUUCAAAGAGCGCUUAAUCAAUCUUUCAGUGGUACUUCAUAAAUUUCGUUCGAUAUGUAUAAGAUAAAUAUUACGUGCACGAUAUAUGCCGUUUAAAAAUUUCUUACGAUCAUGCGGAACGCGUAAAAUAUUCCGCGUCAUCGGAUGAAACAAUGACAAGCAACGGUUUCGGUCAAAUCGUCGGUGGCACGCCGCCGUGGAAAUCGCGGAUUUUACGUAAUCUCUCUGCGCAUCAGCCGCGUUUAAUUAUACGUGUUCGAAUUCCGUUCGCCGCGUAAUAUCGCUAUUUUAUGAUAUUGCUAUUUUUUAAAUCGCCAUCACAUAAAAAUGUUAAAAUUAUCGAAUCGUACAAAUAUCCGCGAGUCUCCGCCCGUCUCUCUAUUCGUAAACGCUGGAUUCAAUUGCGUGCCUUAUCGACGAACGUAAUGGAAAUUGAGGAACGGAUAAUUGACGUGUUCUCCAACGAAAUUUUGAGACGCGAGAUCUUCCUCGCCGCUUAACGCAAUCCGCAAAACGUGUGCGCACACAUCGCGGAUAUCGCGGAAAUAUUUUAUGAGCUUUGCUCAUCGAAUUCUUAUAUGACUCUUAUCGCGCUUUAUUUGCAAAAGUAAUGAGCGUGUAUCUUGAAAAUAUCGAUAGAUACGCAACGCGGCGAUACGCAAUUUAUGAAUUAAUAUGGUUUUUUGUCGCGUCAUGCCGGUCUACUAAUUCAUGAUCCACGUUUAAAGAACCUGUUUCGCGAAAUCCGUAUCGAUUCAACUAUUCCUCCGCCAUCUCACCCUUUCACUGUUUUGCAUAAGCAGGGGUCGACAAACUUUUCCUCCGUAAAGAAUAGAUCAAAGAUAACAGAUAUCCUAAGCUCUACGAAUCCCGAAGAAGACAAAGUCGAGAAUAUUGUAUACUCAUACAAGAUGACUCACAAGUGUUUGAAAAUUUUAUGAGUGUAUCGCUGGAUAAAAGGGGAGGACAAAUAGUUUUGUGAACAUUAAGCUGAAAAUGCUUCGAAGUAAUAAACACAAUAUCAUGUAAUGAUCUUAAAUGAUGACGUUCCCACAGGUGCUUCAAUGUUAACUGAUUUAUAGACAAAGAUCUUCAAAACGAGUGAUAAAGAAUCAGAUUUGAUACCAGUUGUUUGAAAUCUAUCAAUUAUUUCAAUAACAAAGUUUUUUCGGCCGAAUGUUCGUAGGAACAUAUAAUCUUUUUUUUUCUCAUGAAAUUUCGAAACACUUAUGACUUGCCCUGUAUAAUAGAAGAAAAAAUGAAUUAACUUUGUUAUAAAAUUCAAAAUAAUUAACUCUGUAUUAUCGUACCCAGUAAACAAGAAACAUUAAGGUAAUAUUCAGUAAUAUUGAUUUUAUGUGUCUUUUUGAAAUGUUUUAAAAUAAUAUUAUAUAAGUAUUUCAAAAACAUUAUUAAACACCACAAUUUUUUUCGAAAUAUUGUUAAAAUGUUUUAAAAACAUCUCCGAGUUUGUUUAUGUAAAUGUUAUAUAUAAAUACGACAUACUUGAAACGUUAAAUGCUAUUGAAUAUCGUUACAAUAACAUGGCAGUAAUUAUUUUUGUUUACUGGGUAAUUCUAUCAAUUUUUUUUCUGGAUGAUCCGAAAGGAUCUUUUAAUUAAAUUGUUUUGAUAAAAAGUAAAGAUGCAGAUAAGAGAGCAACAGGCUAUCGAUAACAUUACGAUCACGAAUGAGAUGUCCAGGGUUCAAAAUUGUUCUUUCAAGCAGCCGUUUUGCGUCUGAUGUUUUACGUAAUUCAGAGCGGAAUUGUAAAAGACGAUAAACGACGUAACGACAAGUAAUAUUACAAAGAAAGUCAACCCGGAUUUUUUCGUGGUUCUUAACAUACAGGUGCAAGACUGGAAGAAUCAAUUGCUCGCUCGUCCUGAUAAGCACGAGAUAAGCAUUGUCCGAUUGUUUGUCGACAAACAAUAAAGAAUCGGAUACAAUUGCCCAGACAGCACAUAAUAUUUGUAAAAGAUUUACAAAAUGCUUGUAAUAAUUAUUUGAAUAUUUUAUAAACAUUUACGAAAAUAUUUCAUAAACAUUUUUGUGAUCAUAGAUUGAGCAAAUCAUAAAGAUUUAUCAUAAAUAUCAGGUAGAAAUAUUUAUAAAAUAUGUAUAAAAUAUUAUGUAACAUAAAUAUUAAUUUUUUUACUUGGCGUAAAUGUUAUGUAAAAUUGUAGUCUAUAUUUUAAUUACAUUUUGAAUAAAGAUUUUAUGAUUUCUUUCCUUCGUGUGUACAAAAUAUCUAUAAAAUAUUUAUACAACAUAUAAAAAAAUAAGUAGUAGUAAAUAUUUAAAAAUAUUUAUCAUAAAUAUUGUGUGCUGUCUGGAUCGGUUGACUUCUCUUACAUUUCUUGUCUCUUAUUGUUGAGUGGUGAGAUACAAAUCUAGAGUCACACGCGCGAUAAGAGUCGAAUGCACACGAUAAUUCUAAACGAGUGGACACGUCUCGCUUCUCUCGUUACAAAAUUACAUAUAACAUUAUUAAAUAUAUAAUUAAACAUGUAAAUAAUAUAUAAUGUAAUUUUAAAAAAAGUGUACAUAAAAUUGAAAAAAUUCUCACAGCACGCAA
Molecule: messenger RNA, 5439 nt
Organism: Solenopsis invicta (red fire ant)
Lineage: Eukaryota; Metazoa; Arthropoda; Insecta; Hymenoptera; Formicidae
Product: putative inorganic phosphate cotransporter
Exons: 4
Coding region: 476-1960 (494 amino acids)
Biological process (GO): monoatomic anion transport; transmembrane transport
Molecular function (GO): transmembrane transporter activity
Source: RefSeq, a predicted model, not a curated record